This is a messenger RNA of Aspergillus versicolor CBS 583.65, 615 nucleotides long. RefSeq lists its product as uncharacterized. NCBI's taxonomy places the organism in Eukaryota, Fungi, Ascomycota, Eurotiomycetes, Eurotiales, Aspergillaceae. The record is from RefSeq and is a predicted model, not a curated record. The transcript has 2 exons. The coding region runs from base 1 to 615 and encodes 204 amino acids.
AUGAAGCCCUCUACUGUUCUCGCCCUCACUCCCUUCUUGGCUGCUGCUUACGCUAAGCCUGUCGAAAAGCAGCCUUCUCGCUUCGAUGUGAUGGCCGUGAGCGAAGGCCCUGUGCAGUACCGUGCGCUGGCCCUUUCGUCUUCCUUCUUCUACCUCGGCAAGGGAGACGGAUUCACCGACUCUUUCUGUCCUCCUAAAGUCGAAGAGGCCGGCAAAUGCCCGCCUGGAAAGGAUACCGUCUUUAAGGAUGCCUCUACCUUGGACACCGUUGUCCCAGGCCAAGUUCUCUACGUCGACUUCAACUACGCCGUCAGAGCCACUGGCCCCAAUGGAACUGAGAUGGAGGCCGAUGGCAGCCACACCAAGCCCGACGGCAUCUACACCGGCUUCGAAUAUGUCCCUGGCUCAAAGCACGGCCAGUGGGAAUUCCACGCUCAUGGCAGUGACGGUUUCUUGGCCUGUCCUUAUGGCAAUGAUAUUUAUCAAGUAUACGUCAACAGCCCGAAUGCAAAGCCCCCUCGUGGACAGGACCUCGGUACCUGUGUUCUUUUUAAUGCAGGUGCUUUUGAGUACAGUCUACCUGCGAACGCUACUGCUGCUGCCUGGAGAUAUUAG